Pelagomonas calceolata is the source of this 3344-nucleotide messenger RNA. The record is from the annotation of a GenBank genome assembly. NCBI's taxonomy places the organism in Eukaryota, Pelagophyceae, Pelagomonadales, Pelagomonadaceae.
AUGAGCGCUGCACCAAGCGACGCGGCCGCCGCUGCCCCGGCACCGGGCGAAAAGAAGGCCGCCCGCCUGCCCGGCUUGCGCGGCCACCACAAGCUCUACCUCGCUGCUGCUUCGCUGGUCGCGGUGUGCGUCUGGCUCAUCGUCUGGCUCGUGGUCUUUGGGAAGGUGCUGCCCGACGACAUUGUGGGCUUCGCCGCAGUCGUCUUCCAAGUCACUGUAAAGUCGGGCGUUUUCGCGCUGCUCUUCGCGCGCUACGUCGCCGGCGCGGGCGCCGUCGUCGCGCCGGCGGACCCGGAGGGCAAGGUCGGCGCGGCGCCGGGCCUCCGCGCGUGGGCGCACGAGGCCUUUGAGCUAGACGCGGCACGCACGCGGGCACGGGGCGGCGUCGACGCGGAGCUGCACGUCCGGCGGAUCCGGAUGCGGCUCGCCUGUUUGCAAGUCUGGGCGUUGCUGGCCGUGCCGCUGGCGUGCGUCUACGCGCUGGAUCCGAAGAAAUGCGGGUGGUUGCCCGAACGGAAAAUAGUCGAGCAAGAGCCCACCUGUGCAACCACUAUGGAUGUGGAGGCGUGCUGCCCGUGCUGCAUAACAGAAUAUCUAACGCAGUUUUCCGCCGCUCAAUGUGAUUUUUUAAAAGCCGAAGGAAGAGAUUGCCAUCCCGUCUGCGAGGUCACGGUCAGGCAGGCGGGUUGGGGCCGGGCCCGGUCGCCGGGGUUCGACCGCAUCUCGCUCGAGAACGUCAUGUGCCGCGAGGGCAACACGGCGACGUGGCAGCUCUGGCUCGCGAUUCUGGCGCUGUACCUCGGCCACUGGGCCGCGUAUCGGAUCAUCGACGCGCACGACGAGGAGGCCACCGAGACCAUCCGUGCCGCGGCGGUGGACGCGCCGCCGAAUCACUACGCCGUCGCGACGACGGGCCUGCCCGAGCAUCUGCGGGAGCCGGCCGAGCUCGAGGCGUUCUUCGAGGGCGUCUUCGAGAGGCCCGGCGCCGUCGUGCGCGUCGUGCCGUGCCGCCACCUGAGCGCGGCCACGCGCGAGGUGGAGGCCCUCGCGGGCGGCGCGCCGCCACCGCCGGAGGGAGACGCCGCGCCCGAGGCGGCCGCCCGCGACGCCGUGGAGGCCGCCGACGCGGCCGCCGCGCACGUCGAGCAGCUCAAGGCCGCCGGCGCGGCGCCGGCGGCCGUCGCGGAGGCCGAGGCGCGCCGCGAGUCCCUGAAGGACAAGGCCGCGCGCGCGCUCAAGGGCCUCUUCGGCGGCGACGGCGGCGCGCGCGGCCGCGUCCAGGCGUUCUGCGAGGCCCUCAAGGAGGUCGAGCGGGCCGAGUGGCGGCAGGCGCUGCACGAGCGCUGGGAAAGCGAGGAGAAGAAGAUGGAGAAGUGCCAGCGGGGCUGCGCCAAGUGCAUCGACGGGUGCAUCUGCUGCCGCUCGUUCGUCGGGCGCAAGAUCCAGAACCAGGCGGCGUCCCCCGCGGAGGCGCGGCGCCGCUGCGAGGAGGCGCGGAAAGCCGUCGCUGACCACGCGGCCGAAGCGUCUCCGGACGGAGGGUCGGCGAUCGUCGUCUUCUCGAACCUCGAGAGCGCCCAGGCCGCCGCGACCUGCCCCCUCGGGGCGUCGGACGCGGCGACGGAGGUCUCGAAGCCGACGUACCGCGAGGACAAGCCGCACCGGAAACAGGAAAAGCGCAGCCGCUUGAUCGUGACGCUGGAAACGGCUGGCUAUUACUUAACGGGGUUGCAGGGCUGCGGGUGCCGCAAGAGCAAGCCCGUGCCGAUGGAGGUGACGCCGCUGCCGGAACCGAGAGAUAUAGAUUGGGGCGAGCUCGAGACGCUCGACCAGGAGCGCGGCGAGAAGUCGGACCGGAUGAACGCGGGGCGGCUCAUCAAGCUUUGCGUCUGGUUCGGCUACUCGGCGAUCGUCGCGGUGUUUGCCGUGAACUGGGAGGCGCUCUGCGAGGAAUACGCCAAGGACGACGACGGCGGGCCCUCGGACACCGCGCUGCUCUGGGACCUGCUCGCCGGCUUCGUGCCGGCGUUCUUUCAGAGCUGGCUCUUCAAUUACGUGGCGGUCAUCUUGUACAACACGAACCGCAUGUUCAACAGUUUGUGGAGCGAGUCCUCGCUGCAGGCGAGCGUCGCGCGGGACUACUCCAUCUUCUUCUGGAUCGUCGCGUUCGGCGCGUACCUGCUGUCCGUCACCUGGGCCGACAUCUCGAACGAGGCCUGGUCCUGCGAGGGGGAGUGCGACACCGAGGAUGAAGACGAGGACGUCGAUGCUGCGAGCUUUAACCCCAGCGUCGCGGUCAAGCUCAUGGCCCGCGCGGUGCCGCGCCACGCGUGGCCAUUCGCCGCUAUCUUCCUUUUGCUGAUCGGAAACAAGGUGGCCGACGCGCUCAGGGUAGUCCCUUACCUCAAGUACGAGCUCCUGAAGCGGGCCAAGGUCGCGUCGGACGCGAGCGUGGCGGAGUCGCUCGAGCCGGGCGACGCUGACCUCGGCGCGCCGGCCGGCUGGUCUCUGCGAGGGAAUCAAACUGCCCGAAGUGUCACGUCCACGUCGACGCCAUCGACGCUGCGUCUGCUCACUCAUUGAUUUCACCACAGGCUGGGAAGCGUUCGCAUUGUUGGUGGGGGCAUCUUUCGCCUGCAUCUCGCCGUUCACGUGCGCGGUCUGCUACCUCUACUUCGUGGCCGCGUACGAGGCCGGAAAGCACGCUCUGUGUUGCCUGGAGACGAUGCCCUUCGACACGCGCGGCGCGCUCUGGUUCGACGGCGUCGCGCAGACCCACACCGCGCUGUUUAUCGCGCUGGUCGUCCAGCUUGUCGUAUUGUGGUUUAACAUCACCAACAAAGGGUUCUGGCCGGUCAUUGGCGGUAUCCCCAUCCUGCUCAUGUGGAGGCGCUACCGGGACAGGUGUCGCCGCCGGCACGCUACGCGGAACCUCCACGGCUUGGCGCGGGGCAGGAUGCCGCUGAGGGACGGAAACGUCGUCGACGCGCUGAGGGACGGAGACGUCGUGCGCGACGCCCUGGCCCACCUCGCCGACCGCGACCGCUUCUUCGAAGCGCCCGAGGUCCUGCCGCCCAGAGACCACCCGGUGUACCGGGACGCCCUGCCGGGACCGCCGAUUACUUCCUCGACGGACGUCGAGGCGCGGCUCGCGGCGGUGACCGCGUGGCUCGAGCGCCACGACGGCGCCGCGGCCGCGUUCCUCGAGCGCGUCAACGGCACCGCGACCGUGCUCGGCGAGGACGACGCCAUUCUGGUGGAGGACGACGUCGCGUGCGGCACGAUGGGCUGCGGCCUCUGAAACUAUUCGCGCGCCGCCUACCAUGUUCCCAAAAACCGGGGCG